AUGUCCCAGUUUACCGAACAAAUCUGGACCGUCAUAUCGAACGAUGAAGAAGAAAACACAAACCCGUCUUUCGCUUGUCACCCCCAAAGCACGCGUCGCGCCAGACCCAUAUCUCUGACCAAACACAAUCUCAGGUCACUCGGUAGUAUCUCUUGCCUGGAGGAUAACACGAAUACGAUCCUUCUCUCUGCCUCUCGAUACGACCCUACCACAAACACUCUCUCCCGGACGUCGCUCACUGCUGUGAGGAGUGAUAAGAGGAUACCGAUGACGGAGUUUCAGGUUUCAGUGGACGCUAUGAGUCAGGUCGAUGGGCUGCUUUCGCGUAAGUUAGAGGAGCCGGGGGGUGAAGGUGAUGCGUGGCUCGUUUCGUGCUUCCAAGGGGAGAAUACAAAGGCGCUUUUGGAAAAGGAGGAGGCGCUAUUCUCGGAGCUCAGGGAUGGCGAUGGAGGUGUCAGUGUUGUUGGAGAGGGAAGAGUCCAGCUGGUGCGCGCGGAGAGCCCGGAUGCGGUGAAACAGCUGUGGGAGCAAGCACUCGAAUUUGAGAAGAGGGAAUCGUGCUAUGAUGAGGAUUCUGAGGCUUCUGAAGAUUCUGAUUGA
Molecule: messenger RNA, 600 nt
Organism: Cryptococcus wingfieldii CBS 7118
Lineage: Eukaryota; Fungi; Basidiomycota; Tremellomycetes; Tremellales; Cryptococcaceae
Exons: 1
Coding region: 1-600 (199 amino acids)
Source: RefSeq, a predicted model, not a curated record